CCGGAACCUGUUGUUUCCACCGGGCGUUAUCUUCCACCUCCGCUUCGUGCCGGUGCCGCUGCGGCUUCGGUUCUCGGGAGCUCGAUGGGCACGGAGAAACGAUCGUUCGAUGGUCAUACCGUGCGAGUCACUAAUCUGCAGCCGGAUACCACGGCAGAAGAUUUGAAACAGAUAUUCAGCCCAUUCGGCAUGGUAACCCGGAUCUAUCCCGCUAAGGACAAAGUUACCCAACAAAACAGG
Molecule: messenger RNA, 240 nt
Organism: Opisthorchis viverrini
Lineage: Eukaryota; Metazoa; Platyhelminthes; Trematoda; Opisthorchiida; Opisthorchiidae
Exons: 1
Molecular function (GO): RNA binding
Source: RefSeq, a predicted model, not a curated record